Messenger RNA from Anneissia japonica, 2116 nucleotides. RefSeq names its product H/ACA ribonucleoprotein complex subunit 1-like. Gene Ontology annotation, cellular component: box H/ACA snoRNP complex. Gene Ontology annotation, molecular function: box H/ACA snoRNA binding. Bases 48 to 713 code for a protein of 221 amino acids. Gene Ontology annotation, biological process: ribosome biogenesis; snoRNA guided rRNA pseudouridine synthesis. The transcript has 6 exons. Lineage: Eukaryota; Metazoa; Echinodermata; Crinoidea; Comatulida; Comatulidae. The record is from RefSeq and is a predicted model, not a curated record.
CUGGAAGCAUGCGUUUGUUGUGAGAACGUGUUACGAAAAAAUUUGAAAUGUCGUAUCGUGGAGGUGGGCGAGGGUUUGGAGGCGGAGGGGGUAGGGGAAGAGGAGGAGGUAGAGGAGGAAGAGGGGGUAGUUUUAGAGGAGGUCGUGGAGGAGGAGGUCGUGGAGGAGGAGGUCGUGGAGGGUAUAAUAAUUACAAUCAAGGUCCUCCUGAUUAUGUUGUUGAAAUUGGUAACUUUGCUCAUCCGUGCCAGGAUGAGUUGGUGUGCAAGGGAACCAAUGAGAAGAUACCUUACUUCAAUGCACCAAUAUAUUUGGAAAACAAGUCACAGAUUGGCAAAGUUGAUGAAAUAUUUGGUCAUUUGAUGGAUUAUUAUUUUUCUGUCAAGCUCUCUGGAGAUAUGAAGGCUAAUUCUUUUAACAAAGGUGAAAAGUUUUUUAUUGAUCCUAUGAAGUUACUGCCUUUGCAACGGUUUCUACCAGCACCUAAAGGCGGGGGACGUGUCCAAAAAAGAGGAGGUGGAAGAGGAGGCCGUGGCGGUAGAGGAGGGGGUAGAGGUGGAUUCCGAGGAGGAAGAGGGGGUGGCGGUGGAUUCCGUGGUGGUGGAGGUGGUUUUCGUGGUGGUGGAGGUGGUUUCCGUGGUGGUAAAGGAGGUGGUGGUUUCCGUGGAAAUGGUAGAGGCGGAGGAGGUGGAUUCAGGGGAGGAAGGUACUGAUCAGAUAAUAUUGAGAAACCACAUUAGAAAAAUAUUCCUUGAGGCCAUGCGGAAAUGGAUACUUACAGGAUCUUGAUUUCAACAGGGCGCCCUCUAUAGUUGUAUUGACAACAUGCAUACUGCAUUUUCAACACAGUAGUUGCCAAGCUUUUAUGUAGUUGUUGCCUAUAUCCCGAGGCAUAGAGGGCGCCACCAUUAUAGACAUCAUUCCAACCAGCUGUAGUGAAUCAUGAACAAACUUAUGGACUUUUUAAUAGAUCACAGCCACGAAGUGCUAUAUUUAGGCAGGUGUGGACAUGAAUUGAAGAUUUGAGCAAGACCUGUCGGAUGUGAAUAUCCAUGGCAGCAAAUGUGUAUUAUAUACUGUAUUGUCAAUAAAUGUUACAGAAUGCUAAAGAUUUCUACAUUUUGUAGUCACCUCUUCUACCACAUAAUGUAUUAAAAUGUGCCUACUGUACAUUUUCAAGCUAAACUAGCAAGCAGUAAGGCAGUGAUGUUGGGGUGGAGGCAGUACUACUCAGAUAUAGGUUUUCAAGCAUCUUAUAACUUGAGGAUAUAAUUUGGGCAUCGAAGCAUGAGGAGGGAUGGGAGGGGGUUGAAUUUUAUGCCACCAAUUACCAGCUCUCUUCAACUAUGUGUAUAUUAUGUUUGAAACUUGUAGAAUGCAGAUGUCUCACUAAAUACAUUUUGUGUGUGGUGAAUAUUGAUGCAUUACUAGUAGUCCCUGCCCCCUUCUCCUCCCCACCCCAACAUGUAGCUGGGUAACUUGAACAUGUGUAUAGUUUCUGCUAAUUUCAAAUAACCAGCUUCAUAAUUGGAAGUCAUUAGACUAUUCUGUGGAAAGGGAUUGCAAAUGUAAAAAAAAAAACUAUAUUGAAAUUAUUCUAUGCUUAUUAUUUUUAUUCAUAUGAAUGUUCAGCAUUCUCCUACAACUGUUUAAAUUUAAUGAGAACAAAUUGUUUAAGGUACAGUAUUCAGUUUACUUAAUGAAGAAUGAAGGAAUAGUUUCUAUAUAUCUGGCAGGCAAUGUGUAGAGUAGGCCUAUAUAACUCCAAGAGGUCCGACUAGUGAUUUCGUUGGAACGUAAUCCAAUUUCAAAAAGUACUGCUACAAAGGGGUGUGUCUUUAAAUUACUAGUUUCGAGCGAACUCUAUUCAAAUUUUAAUAGGGCGCCUCCUCCGGGCAGUAUUUUUUUAAUGCUUCAUUGCGUGUGCAUACAAAAUCAAGUUUCUUAAGUUUCAGUCUUGAAUUGAAUAUGCAAAUUAUGACCUUUGUUAAGACAUUAAAACUUCGAUUGCAGAAGCAUAAAUAUCUGCAGAUAUUAAGAAAAUGAAAUAUUGUACCAAUCAUGUUUUUUUAAAUAAAUGAAGAAAUUGGAAGACAUUUCAAGGUUUUUAUUGGAA